Mobula hypostoma (lesser devil ray) is the source of this 17389-nucleotide messenger RNA. RefSeq names its product synaptotagmin-14-like. Bases 762 to 3560 code for a protein of 932 amino acids. The transcript has 9 exons. Gene Ontology annotation, molecular function: phospholipid binding. NCBI's taxonomy places the organism in Eukaryota, Metazoa, Chordata, Chondrichthyes, Myliobatiformes, Myliobatidae. The record is from RefSeq and is a predicted model, not a curated record.
GAAUUUCCAUGCCUUGAUGCAGAAUACAGGGCCAACAAAGAUUUAUCAGACAACAGCCAAAAGCAUUGGCAAUGCCAAGAACAUCUUUAUUCGGUUCCAUUAUAGUUCAAUUCUUGGAUUUUUUCAGGAUGAUUUUGACUUCAUCACAGAAGAAAUGGACAUGUAGGGCCUCAUGGUCUCCAUAGAACCUUAUACUUUAGAAAUCAACAUUAAUUUUUCUGUUUUUCCUUGUAGGUUCCCACAUUUUGCAUGAUUUUCAUGGAAAUAUAGGAAACAAAUACUUGAGAAAUUUUGUUCUAUAGAUUCCCAAAUGUACAACAAAUCUCAAUGACUAGGGAGAGGGAUAGUAUUUAUAUAAUUCCAUAUUUGAUUUACCAUUGGUGAAUCAGUUGAUAUAAAAUAAUGGGCUAUUCAUUUGUGUUUUUCCCAUUUAUUAAUCUGGCAAGAAAACUUUCCUGGCCAUGUUACAAAGAAAAAAUAUUACUCUACAGUUGAUACUAAGGUGCAAGAGACACUAUAAGAUAUGUUUUCUAGAUUAUUUUUAUAGGCCACAGAUAAAUUUAGGAUAUGACGAAUUUAGGCUCAUUGUUGAAAAGUUGCACAUAUAUUUAUUGGAUUUACUUAUCAUAAUUAAACACUUUGCAUUUAUUUACUAACAGAGUUAAGCUGAAAAGGAUGACCAAUUUGGCACCAUUAACCAAAUGCACAAUGCAUCCGAAUGGGGUUUUGCUUUACUGGGGUUAGAAAGACUGCGGGAAUAAAUGUCGUUUUUCAAGAGUUUUCAACAAAGCCUGCCAUCAGUAUCCUCUUUAGUUGAGCAACUUAGUAGUGUUGUAGAGGACCUGAGUGAUGCAGUUGGGCAAGCUGGGUACAGUGUAGCUGACUCAGUCACGGAGCAGGUUACACACAUACUAAAUAGCUUGCGAACAGAAGAAGAAUCUUCUGAAGUGUGUGAUGAUACAGCAUCUUCAAGGAGUGGCUCAGAAGUCAAAGAUAAGAAGCUAUCUGCUGAAGAAAAUGUAGACACAUGGAAAGAUACAACAAAGUGUGAACUAAGUGUUAAUUCAGGAGAGUUGCAAGACAGUGCAAAGCUUGUGGUAUCAGAAAUUAAAAAUGAAAAAAGACAAAGUCAGUUACUACACCAGUCUUCAGUUAAUAGUUUAAAAGGUGCUGAAUUUGCAAAUAAAACAGAUUCCAAUGCAUUCGUUUGUGUACCAGUGGAAAGCAUUGCCUCUCCAAAAAACACAGAUACUUCAGAUUCUGCUUUGGGACAGAAGAUUAUACACCAACACAAAAAAUCAAAAACUGACCUUGUGGAAUCAGAAAACUUAAACAGUGCAGUUAAAAAGAGUCUCAAUCAAAGGGAAAAUAAUUAUGGAAGCAGAAAAGGAUCAAUUGUCAAGAAAGAUACUUACAACAUUCCUGACUGUGAUAGUGUUGCACAGACAACUGAAUCUCAAACAGUUGAGGGAAAGACUAAAACAUUAAGUUGCAUGUCAACAAGAGCAGAUUUGAAGGUCAGCAAUGAUUUUGAAGAUCAACCUUUAAGUGACAAAAAAAAUAGUUCUGCCAAGUCCAGCAAAUCUAAAGUUAAAGCCUCUGAUUGUAAAGUGCACAUCAAUGAACCUAUGGAUAAACAGAAAGAUCAGGUACGUGGAAAGGGCAAAAGGAAGUCAUCACUAACUAAUAUUGGUGUUUGCAAACAAUCUGAUGGAAGUACUGCAGGGCUGAAUGUGGAAGAACAAACAAAAGACAAUGAAAAGGAAAAACCAAGCAGCCAGCUUUCAGAAGCUCCAAGGAGAUUGGUCAUUGAUAGAAUGGAUCUGUCAGAAAAAGACAAUAGAAAGCACAAAGAGAGUCUUUCAAAUGGAAAUAAAAAUUGCACAGUUCUAAAAAAAGAUUUGCAAGCACAAAAGGAGCUUAAUAGAAAAGGAGUCCAUACUAUAAUAUCAGAAAAAUAUAAAAAGAUCAAGAAACAAAAGAAAGACGAGAAAACAUCUGACAAAGAUAACAACUAUGGUGAUGGAGAACACCAUGGUACCUCAUCAGACAGUGAAGAUGAGGUGCUUGGCAAAUACCACGAGGCUUUGUCCAAAAUACAGAUCGUCUCUGGUGCAGCAUCAGACAGCAGACACAAUCAGAAGGGUUAUGUGUGGGAAUCCAGACUCAAGUAUAGUCCCCUCUCAGCUGAAUAUGAUGGCUACAGCAGUGAGGCAUCUGCAGAUGAAGAGCACUGUAUUCAGAGGAUGAGGAGGACACCCCCACUUGAUGAACUUCAGCCUCCUCCUUAUCAGGAUGACAAUGGAUCGCCACAUCUCUCAUACACACCGUCAGAACUUGAUGACAAGUGUGAACUGUCUCAUUCCAGUGCAGAUUGUAAUAGUCCACGCUGUUCAUACAGUAAGUGCCCUAGUGAGGGAAGUGUAGGCCCUGAGACGGAGAGCUACCAUCAAAAAGGGUAUGAAGAGGAUGUUCCCAGUGACAGCACUGCCAUUCUCAGUCCAGAGGACAUGUCAGCUAGAGGAUCUUCUGCACAGCUACCUAAAGCUUAUGAUCCAGAACCUGUUUCGAAGUAUGGUACAUUGGAUGUCAUUUUUGAUUAUGAUUCACAAGCACAGAAACUAGUAGUAACAGUCACAGCAGUUACAGACAUUCCUACAUAUAAUCGAAUUGGCAACAACUCGUGGCAAGUACAUCUUGUGCUUCUUCCCACAAAGAAACAAAGGUCAAAAACAAGCGUCCAACGAGGAUCAUGCCCUGUCUUCACAGAGGACUUUAAAUUUAAUCGGAUUGAGUCUGAGAUGAUUGGUAAUUAUGCUGUGCGAUUUAGACUCUACAGUAUACGUCGCAUGAAAAAAGAAAGGAUUGUAGGUGAAAAGAUAUUUUAUCUCACCAAGCUGAAUCUGCAAGGCAAGAUGUCAGUUCCAAUUGUGUUGGAGCCAUGUGGCAGCAUCACUGGCUGUGACUCACAAAUGAGCAUGUCUGAGAUGUCCUGUAGUGAAAGCACUUCUUCCUGUCAGUCCCUGGCACAUGGCUCAACACCAGAAAUUCUAGUUGGUCUGCUGUAUAAUGCCACCACUGGCAGACUGUCAGUUGAAGUCAUAAAAGGAAGCCACUUCAAAAACUUGGCAGUGAAUAGACCACCUAAUCAAAAUCAUCUCUGUUGCAGAAAAACGAAAAAUAAAUUAGAUGGACUGUUCUGUUGUCUAAAACACUUGAUAGGUGGGCAGGUUUAUAUAAUCCGAGAUACAUAUGUCAAGUUAACAUUGCUGAAUUCUAUGGGUCAGGAGAUGUCCAAAUGUAAGACGUCCAUCCGCCGAGGCCAACCAAAUCCUGUGUACAAAGAAACAUUCAUUUUUCAGGUAGCACUAUUUCAGCUUUCCGAUGUGACACUCAUACUAUCUGUAUAUAACAAACGGAGCAUGAAACGAAAGGAAAUGAUUGGCUGGAUUUCAUUAGGUCUCAACAGUUCAGGUGAGGAAGAGCUGAACCAUUGGACUGAAAUGAAGGAAUCAAAAGGACAGCAAGUUUGUCGAUGGCAUUCAUUAUUGGAAUCAUAACAAAUCUGCUGUGGACUGUGGUGGGCUUUGGCUCAGGGGUUCAACACAAUUCCUUUCAGACUUUUUUUCUUAACCAAAUCAAUGGUUGCAGAGUACGACAGUUGCCUCAUUGUUGGCUCAGCUCAAGAUAAUGCUGGAAAAGAAAUAACUUUUAGGAAAAUGUGAGGGAACACAAUUUCCUGUAUAAUGUGUACUGUUUACUAUCAAUGCAACACAUAGGAUGAGGCACAAACAUUUAUAGAAAACUAGAGAAAAUUUAUAGUGUUUGAAAAGCCUAAAGAACAUGACAUUGUGAAUUCCAGUUAUUGGUCAAGGUUAUGGUACAAAUAACAGUCACAUGCUGAAGAAAACAUGAAAUUCAUCCUUAGUUUGUAGUGUAUAAGAGUAUCAAUGCAUUGCACUCUGGCUCAAAAAUCUAUUCAACAAAGUGAAUUCUGGAGGCAGAGCAUCAUUUUCAGAUGUAAUUAUGUAGCAUGAUUUGCUCUACUGACUGGGGGUGAAUUUCUAGCCCGGGAUAUUUGCAUGAAGAUGGAAUUUAGGCUACUUAAUAGAAAAAAAAAUACCAGAAGGAAAAUUAUUUUUGUGAUGCAGAAAUUUAGCCAUUUUACUGUUUAAAGGCUUGUGGCAAUGAAAUACAAGCAUAUCAUAUUUUAGUAAUUUUCAGAGGUAAACAUGCACAAAUAUUAGCUUUUAAUAUUCUCAUGCCUUAGCUUUACUCCUAGAAUCUGACUUCCUUGUCAAACUACAUUGCUCUUUGACUUCCUGUUGUUGCUGGUAGGAAGGUUUUAUGGUUGAAAGAAGUUGCAUUCAAAUCAUGGUGACACUCUCUAGAAAGCAAGCACACCAAUCCUUUUGAUUGAUCAGAAACCAAUAGGCCAUGGUGGUUAAUUAAACGAAACAGAAAAUUCCUCUGGGAUUUGUUAACAAUGAAAAUUUAGAAAUAGUAGAUGGUGGAAACUUGAAAUAGAAUCAUGUAAUCUUUCAGCUCUGAUACCCUUUGUCAAAAGUUGUAACAAUAUUUCAACUAUAACCACUCAGUAAAAUCAGCAGUUAAAUGGAAUAGAAAGGUGCCUUUAUCACCUACUGGCUUUAAAGUAGAAAUUUCACCUUAGACAUGCUUUAUGGCUGAUUUAUUAAUGAAACUUUUAAUCCCUACACUUGAGUACUAUAAAGAAGCAUAAAAUAUGGUCAUGAAAACUGAGUACCUUCUAUUUUAGAGCAGUAGAUUAGGAUUGCUUUUGGGAUGGGAGUAAGGAUGGAAGGCUGGAGAGGUGUGAUUUCAAUAGUAUUCAUUUAUACAGUAUUAGUAGAGCAGUUGUGUAAAUAGUGUAGUCAGCUAUUUAUAUACUUAGAUUUUUGUUAUGAUUCAUGAGUCCUUAAUAAUACCAGCUCCUACACAGUGACUAAUGUGAUCUAAUUGUGAUCACAUUAAUUCUGUAUAUAAGCUAAAUGCUGUAUAUAUUCUAAAAGUAGUAUGGACUGCCACAAAAUGUAACUGAAGAAAUUAAUCUUUCCAUCACCAGCAUUGUUAAUUCUACAAGCACAAAAUAAAUUCAUACCAACUUGUUUAAAUACAUGUAAUUUUCAGACACUAGGAUCAGAUUUGGUUUAGUUCUAUCCAGGUGGUUGAAAUGGGAUAAACAUUUUUUUAAAAUAGACUAAAGGUUAGUAUACUGUAAUCAAACUCUGUAGGGAUAUCAAAAACUCCAAUUUUACUCAGCACUGCUGAAUUUAUUCUAUUAAUAAGCUGCAUUGAAAUAUGUUUCAGAAUUUUUAUACCAGAUCAAUAUAUUAGGAAAAUUUUGCAAAAGAACAUCAAUAUUUCAUAGUUUGAUAUAAUAGGCAGUAGCCAUCUGCCACCAUUCUUUUAAAGCACAUUGACUGGAACAACAACACAACUUGUUUCAGCCGUAAGAAUUUUUAAUAGUAUUCAAUUAGAGAUAAUAACUUAGCAACUACUUUCAAGCCAGUUUUAUUUUGUAAAGGUACCAACAUUUAGAAAAUAGAUACAUGUAAGUUAAAUGGAAGAAACUGUGUUAGUCCUCUAUAAUCCAAAAAUUGCUGCAAAAUUAAAUUAUCAGAGCAUUUUGGAAGCUGUUUUUGUUAUAUAUUUAUCAGGUAUUUUAAGACUUCAGAAUCCCAGACUCUCAUCUUGACAUUUUGAACUUUAUACUUAGAAUAGCAACUAUUGCUAUAGUGAAUAUGUUCUUUGGUUUUUAAAUCUGACAUUGAUAUUAAAAAUAAUUUAACUGUUCAAUUUGAUGAUUUUAGGUGAAAACAAAUCCAGAAACUAUCAAUCUAUUGCCUAAUCAAUUUUAAAGCUGACUUGGUGUGAAAGUGUGAAGUAAUGUAACCUAUAAGACACCGCAUAGGUCUCCAUUUUUACAUUUGUGUACGGUCUACUGUGAGUCACUGUUGAUGGAGUCUUGCCUUUCUUUUGUUGGCAUGACAUUUAUCAAAUUGUAAUAUGUAGUACAAUAUUAAUGAUUCAACCAGAAACCAGGGUUCAUGCACAGAGGGGAAUAAUAAUACUUGACUGAUCCCACUCAUCUUCUCAAUAGCUACCUGGAUGGUCACAGAAAACCAUCUGCAGAGGCAAUUGAAUAUUUUGCCUCAAUAUCCUCUCACAGAAAAUAAUUCAUAAACUUCAGGAAAAAAUGAAAUAAAGAAAACAAUUUAAAAUCACCAUGUUCACUUUGCUCAGCAUUGUUAGUCAGAAUUCAUUCUUCUCAAGUAAAGGCAAAAUUAGGGAUAAGUUUUGCUAACAGAACAGAAAUGAGGUUAAUUACAUGAAACGUCGACUGCGCCUCUUCCUAUAGAUGCUGCCUGGCCUGCUGCGUUCACCAGCAACUUUGAUGUGUGUUGCUUUAAUUACAUAAUAUCUAGCCAAUUACAUUUAAUUAUUCUAAAAGGUAAGUGAUUUAUUUAUUUCAUCAGUUUAUGGAAUAAAUGAAUUAUACACAAAUGGAAAUGCAUUACCAAACAAAAUUUAUCAAAAUUCAAUUUGUUAAGGCAAAUGUUAAUAACCAACUUUACAACAUUUGACUUUAAUAAUCUUAUUACGUAAUUAGUAGUUCUGGGAGUAUGAAUAAUCUAGUCACUGAAAUUGCGUGAAAUGUUUGUUAAAGGUUUGCUCUCAUUUAUAGUUGGAAUAUAGCAUAAAUAAAGUUAAAAAUUGGGGCUAACAACACAAAUUUGAAAGUAAAUGCAAAUAGUUUGAAUACACAGGCAAAGACAGAGCCAGGAAGGAUCAUGGAGUGGUUGACAUAUUGCCCAUUCCAAGAAAUUGCCAUCCCACUGAAACUUAUGAAUGUUGAAAGGCCUUGAGAGAGUGGAUGUAUAGAGGAUGUUUCCUAUGGUGGGGGAGUCUAAGACCAGAAGACACAGCCUCAGAAUAGAGGGGUGUCCUUUUAGAAUGGAGAUAAGGAGGAAUUUGUUUAGCAAAAGAGUGGUGAAUCUGUGGAAUUUCUUGUCACAGGUGGCUGUAGAGGCCUAGUCAUUUGGUAUAUUUAAGGCAGAGGUUGAUAGAUUAUUGACUAGUCAGGGCGUGCAGGAGAUUGGGGCUGAGAUGGAAAAUUGGAUCAGCCAUGAUCAAAUGGUGGAGCAGAUUCAAUGGGCCAAAUGGCCUAAUUCUGUUCCUAUAUCUUAUGGUCUUAUUAGUACAAUCCCAAUACUUAGAAAUUAUAUCAAUACCUGUCAUUUGAUUCCAACAUGAUCCAUCUAGCCAUAUAAUAAUAAGUACUGAUUAGCAAAGUCAUGUGAUAAAAUUGUUUGUGCACAGAUGCAAUGAACAGUAUUGACGUGAGAAGAAAGGGAACAAGGUCAGCAGGUCUUGCAAAAUUUCAAGAAGGACAUGAGGCUAAUGUUCUUCACAAAAAAUGCAGAUAAAAUGACAAAAAUAAUUUUAUUUAACUAAAAAGCAUGAAAGAAAGAACAUUUUAUUGUUGAAACCAGCAUACCCUGGGUUAAAAAGACUGUCGGGUAGCAGCCUAAAACCCAGUUUUAUGAAUAAAUAAUCUGAGUAGUGGGAGGUUGCUGCUGUGAAGUACAAAGGUUGAACAUUUUUAUUUUUAUUUUAUUUAGAGCUACAGUGUGGAACAGGCCCAUUGGGCACAAUGAGCCAUGCUGUCCAGCAAUGCACCUAAUGACACAACAAUUUACAAUGACUAAUUUACCUACCAACUGCUAUGUCUUUAGACUAUGGGAGGAAGCCCAUGAUAGAAAAUCUGCUUGUAAAUGAGUUUUGUUUGUGUUACAAGUCCAAAAGGCAGCAGAUUUAUUAUAAAAGAACACAAAUCCUUUGAAAUUUCAGGGAAGGAGAGCAAAGGAAUAAUUCUGCUGAAAUUAUGCUGGGAUUUUCAAGUUAGAAAUAUUUCCUGCUGGGGAUCCAUUGCUCUGGAGCUCCUUCUUUGAACUUGAUUGGAGGGAUAAGUUUGUAAGCUCUUGUUUAAUGUACUCCUUGAUGUGUGAUCUUAUAGCCUUUUACAGGGAAGUUGUCACCUCAAAGUUGCAGGAGGCAAGUAGCUGGGUGACUGUCAGGAGAAAUAGAAAUAUGCAGUUAGAGCAGAGCACACCUGUGGUCAUUCUCCUCAAAAACAAGUAUACCGCUUUGGAUACUUUUGUGGGGGAGGACCUCCCGGGAGAAUAUCAUGGCGACUGAGUUACAGACACUGAGCAUGGGUUCAGGUGCAGAAGGGAAAGAGAGAGAAGAAGGCAGCGGUAGUGAUAGGGGUCUCAAUAGUGAGGGGAACAGACAGCAGAUUCUGUAGAUGUGCAUGGGACACCUGGAUGGUAUGUUGCCUCGCAGGUGCCAGGGUCAGGGACAUCUCAGAUCGCGUCCACAGCAUUUUGGAAAGGGAGAGGGAGCAGCCAGAUGUCUCGGUACAUAUUGGUACCAAUGACAUAGGAAGGAAAGGCAAAGAGGUCCUGAAAAGAGAAUUUAGAGAGCUAGGUAGAAAGCUGAGAAGCAGGAUAGUAAUUUCUGGAUUGCUGCCUGUGCCACGCGCCAGUGAGGGUAGAAACAGGAUGAUUUGGCAGAUAAAUGCGUGGCUGAGAAGCUGGUGCAGGGGGCAGGGCUUCAGGUUCUUGGAUCAUUGGGAUCCUUCUGGGGGAGGUAUGACCUGUUCAAAAGUGACGGUUGCACCUGAACCCGAGGGGGACCAAUAUUCUCGCGGUCAGUUUUGUUGGAGCUGUUGGGGAGGGUUUAAACUAAUUUGGCAAGGGGGUGGGAACCAGAGUAAAGGGACUCAGGAUAGGACAGAUGGUAAAAAAGUAAAGAUAGCGUGCAGUCAGACUGUCAGGAAGGGCAGGCAGGUGAUGGGACUUAGUUGCAGCCAACAGGCUGAGCAUCAAAACAUUAGGGAUGCAGAAUCAGAAAGGAUAGCAAAUAUGGUACUCAAGGUGUUGUAUCUACGUGUGUUUAGUGUAAGAAAUAAGGUAGAUAAUCUUGUUGCAAUAUUACUGAUUACCAGGUAUGAUGUUGUGGCCAUCACUGAAUCGUGGCUGAAGGAUGGUUGUAGUUGCGAGCUGAAUGUCCAAGGUUACACAUUAUUUCAGGAUAGGAAGGUAGUCAGAGGGGGUGGGGUGGUGUGGCUCUACUGGUAAAGAAUGGAAUCAAAUCAGUAGAAAGAUGUGACAUAGGAUUGGAAGAUGUUGAAUUCUUGUGGGUUGAGUUAAGAAACUGCAAGGGUAAAAGGACGUUGAUGGCAGUUAUAUACAGGCCUCCCAACAGUGGCUGGGAGGUGGACCACAACAGGAAAGAGAAGAGGCAUGUCAAAGGGCAAUGUUAUGAUAGUCAUGGGAGAUUUUAACAUGCAGGUUGAUUGGGAAAAUCAGGUUGGUAAUGGAUCUCAAGAGAGUGAGUUUGUUGAAUGCCUAAGAGAUGGCUUUUCAGAGUAGUUUGUCGUUGAGCCUACAUGGGGAUCAGCUAUACUGGAUUGGGUGUUAUGUAAUGAACCAGAGGUGAUUAGGGAGCUUAAGGUAAAAUAACCCUUAGGAACCAGUGAUCACAAUAUGAUUGAGUUCAACUUGAAAUUUGAUAGGGGAAAGUAAUGUCUGAUGUAGCAGUAUUUCAGUGGAUUAAGGGAAAUUAUAGUGGUAUGAGAGAGGAGUUGGCUAAAGUUGGAAGGAGCUGCUGGCAGGGAUGUUAGCAGAGCAGCAAUAUUGUGAGUUUCUGGGAAAAAUGAGGAAGGUGCAGGACACAUGUGUUUUCCAAAAAUUAAGAAAUACUCAAAUGCUAAAAUAGUACAACCAUGGCUGACAAGGGAAGUCAAAGCUAUUGUAAAAGCAAAAGAAAGGUCAUACAACAAAGCAAAAAUUAUUGGGAAGAUAGAGGGCAACUAAAAAAAUCAUUAGAAGGGAAAGGAUGAAAUAUGAAAGCAAGCUAGCAAAUAAUAUCAAAGGGAUAAUAAAAGUUUUUUUCAAGUACGUUAAAGACAAAAGAAAAAUGAGAGUGCUACAAUUGCUAGAAAAUGAGGCAGGAGAAAUAACGGUGGAUGAACUAAAUGAGUAUUUUGCAUCAGUCUUCACUGUGGAAGACACUAGCAGUGUGCCUGAUGUUGUAGUGUGUGAAGGAAGAGAAGUGGGUGCAGUUACUAUUACAAGAGAGAAGGUGCUCAAAAAGCUGAAAGACCUAAAAGUACUUAAAUCACCCGGACCAAAUGAACUGCAUGCUAGUGUUCUGAAAGAGGUAGCAUUAGAGAUUGUGGCAGCAUUAGAAAUGAUCUUUCAUAAAGCAUCGGACUCUGGCAUGGUGCCAGAGUACUGGAACAUUGCAAAUGUUACUCCACUCUUUAAGAAAGGAGGAAGGCAGCAGAAAGGAAAUUUUAGACCAGUUAGCCUGACCUCGGUGGUUGGGAAGGUGUUAGAAUCGAUUGUUAAGGAUGAGGAGAUGGAGUACUUGGUGACACAGGACAAGAUAGUACAAAGUCAGCAUGUUUUCCUUCAGGGAAAAUCCUGCCUGACGAACCUGUUGGAAUUCUUUGAGGAGAUUACAAGUAGGAUAGGUAAAGGGGAUGCAGUGGACUUUUAGAAGGCCUUUGACAAGGUGCCACACAUGAGGCUGCUUACCAAGUAAAGAGCCUAUGGAACUAAAGGAAAGUUACCAACUUGGUUAGAGCAUUGGCUGAUUGGUAGGAGGCAGUGAGUGGGAAUAAAAGGAUCCCUUUCUGGUUGGCUGCCAGUGACUAGUGGUAUUCCAAGGGGUCGGUGUUGGGAACACUUCUUUUUAUGCUGUAUAUAAGUGAUUUAGAUGAUAGAAUAGAUGGCUUUGUUGCCAAGUUUGUGGAUGAUAUGAAGAUUAAUGGAGGGGCAGGUAGUGUUGAGCAAACAAGUAGGAUGCAGAAGGACUUAGACAGAUUAGGAGAAUGGCAAAAAAGUGGCAAAUGAAACACAAUGUUGGAAAAUGCAUGGUCAUGCACUUUGGUAGUAAAAAUAAAUGUGCAGACUAUUUUCCAAAUGGUGAGAAAAUCCAAAAAUCUGAGAUGCAGAGGGACGGGAGUCCUUGUGCAGAACACCCUAAAGGUUAACUUGCAGGCUGAGUCGGUGGUGAGGAAGGCAAAUGCCAUGUUAGCAUUAAUUUCAAGAGGUCUAGAAUACAAGAGCAAGGAUGUGAUGCUGAGGCCUUAUAAGGCCCUGGUGAGACCUCACCUUAAGUAUUGCGAACAAUUUUGGGCCCCUCGUCUUUGAAAAGAUGUGCUGGCAUUGGGGAGGGUCCAGAGGAGGUUCACAAGGAUGAUUCCAGGAUUGAAAGGGUUAUCAUACGAGGAACAUUUGAUGGCUCUGAAUUUGUACUCGCUGGAAUUCAGAAGGAUGAGGGAGGAAUCUCAUUGAAACUUUCGAAUGGUGAGAGGACUAAACAGAGUAGAUGUGGAAAGGAUGUUUCCCAUGGUGGGAAAGUCUAGGACAAGAGGGCACAGCCUCAGGAUAUAGGAGCACCCUUUCAAAACAGAGAUGUGGUGCAAUUUCUUUAGCCAAAGGGUGGUGAAUUUGUGGAAUUUGUUGCCACAUGCAGCUAUGGAGGCCAGGUCACUGGGUGUAUUUAAGGCAGAGAUUGAUAGGUUCUUGAUUGGCCAUGGCGUCAGAGGUUACGGGGAGAAGGCCAGGAACUGGGGUUGAGGAGAAGAGAAAAGGAUCAGCUAUGAUUGAAUGGCAGAGUAGCCUUGAUGGGCCAGAUAGCCUAAUUCUGCUCCUAUGUCUUAUGGUCUUACGGUCUUUAUGGAUUGCAUGCCAGUGAUACAACAUAUUUGAUGCUUAGUCAUAUAGCAUUUGAACCUGUAAUAUUUGCCCACCAAAUACACACCAAUUCUUAAUUUUGUUUCUUUGUGGGCAUACACAGCAAGUCCAAGAAACACAAUAUAAUCAAUGAAAGACGGCACCCAACAGGAUAGACAAGCAAUGUGCAAAGGACAACCAGCUGCAAACACGAAAAUAAAUAAAUAAAUCCGCAAGAAGUCUUGAGAACAUGAGAUGAAGAGUCCUUGAAAAUGGGACCAUAGGUUAUGGGAACCAUUCAGUGAUGGGGCGAAUGAAAUUAUCUCCACUGCCUGAUGGUUAAGGGGUAAUAAUCAUAACAUGUUCGAUCUAGGGCAGAUCCUCUGAAAUGAUAACAUUGUGGAAUUUAAUGUUGUUAACCCUCUCUACCUUUGAUCUCCGACUGAGGACUGGCUUAAAGAUUUCCAAUUUUCUCCUCCUGAAGUCAGUGAUCAUCUCCUUGGUCUUGCUGACAUUGAGUGAGAGGUUGCUGUUGUGAUACCAUUUAGCCAGAUUUUCAAUCUCCCUCCUACCUGCUGAUUCGUCAGCACCUUUGAUUUGGCCAGUGACAGUGGUGUCAUAAGCAAACACAUGUGGCAUUGGAGCUGUGCUAGCCUCAUCAUCAUAGCCAGAAAGUGAGUUGAGUAGGGGGCUAAGCAUACAGUCUUGUGGUGCAUCCUUGCUGAUGGAGAUUGUGGAGGAGAUGUCUCCAAUCCGAACCGUCUGGAGUCUGCAAGUGAGGGAACUGAGGAUCCAAUUGCACAUGGAGGUAUUGAGGCCAAGUUUUGAGGGAAUUAUAGUGUUGAAAGCCAAGCUGUGGUCGAUAAACAGCAUCAUGAUGUAAGCAUCUUUGUAGUCCAAAUGUUCUACAGUUGAGUAAAGCGCUAAUGAAAUGGCAUCUGCUGCGGACCUGUUAUUCUGGUGGGCAAAUUGAAGCAGAUCCAUGGUGCUUCUCAUGCAGGAGUUGAAAAGUUUCAUCAGCAAAUCUCAAAGCAACCAUAGUGGAUAUAUGCCUGCUUGAAACAUGUGGGUAUUUCGGACUGCUGAAAUACACACCUACUUUGGUGAACACUCCAGCCAGUGGAUCAGCAAAGUUCUUUGGUACCUGGCCAAGCAAUUCCAUCUGAGUUGGAUGCUUUCCGUGGUUCAUCCUCUUGAAUGAUGCUCUCACAUUGGCCCCAGAGACUGAAAUCACAAGGUCAUUGGGGGCUGUGGAAGUUUGUGAAGGUUCUUUCAUGAUUUGAUGGGCAAAGCAAGCAUAGAAGGUAUUGAGCUUAUCUGAGAGCAAAGCCUUGCUGUCAGCUAUGUCACUUGGUUUCACAUUGUUAGAGCUAAUAGCAUUAAAGCCCUGCCACGGUGGUCACACAUCCCACAGUGACUCAGGUUUGGUUCGGGGUUGCCACUUUGAAUGUGAGAUAGCUUUCUGGAGAUUGUAACUGGACCUCUCAUAUGAUACUUGGUUGCCAGACCUGAAUCCCACUGAUCUGGCCCUCAGCUAAUUGUGGAUCUCCUAGUUCAUCCAGGCCUUCUGGUUGAGAAAGACUCGGAAUGAUUUUGUGGGGAUAACUGUUUUAAUAAAGUCGAUAACAGCCAUGGGUUAUUUAUUCAGAUCCUCUAUAGUCAUUGAACAUGGCCUAGUUCACCAACUCAAAACGAUUUCAUAGCCACUCCUUUGCCUCCCACGGCCACCUCUUUUUGUCCUUAUCUUCAGAGCCUAGCUCUUUAGCCUCUGCCUGUAUGUAGGUAAGAGGACAGCCAAAUGAUCAGAUUUCCUGGGUACCUGCUCAGCAUUAGCUUUUGGUAGUAUGUAAACUGUGGUCAGGAUCACGGAAGAGAAUGGUCAGCUCUUAAUUGUUAUAGGUUUCAGGUGAGGGGAACAAGAAAUCGACAUGAUCAAGCAUCUGAGCACCACAGAGUUUAUCAUGAAACAUGGACCCCCACCUUUUGCCUUCUCUGAAUCGGCAGUUCAGUCCUUCCUGUGCAUUGAGAAGUGCUUGGGUCUGAUUGCAGAAUCCGGCAUGUUCGGAGUGAGCCAUGUCACCAUGAAACACAGAAUGCUGCAAUUCCUCAUUUCCCUCCUGCAUGCAUGAGUGUUAAGUUCACUGAGUCCUUCAGAAGAUCAUAAGAUCUCUAGUUUAUUAAGACAGUUCAAAAGUAUAUUGCUUAAAAGGAAAUUACAGGCUGCAGAUUGCAGUGAGUGUAAUUCAGAAGAGGUACUGUAUAUUUAGAAGUUUUGUAAGUGCUGGCAACAUGUUGCCGUGGUUCACCAUCAUUAUCAGCUUAAAUUAACUCUUCCUCUGUUGUGUUUCUCUCACUUCAUCCACCAAUUUGUGUUGCUCCUAUCCCUUCGAUCUCUCUGUUUUCCACUUUGUGACAACUUCCAGCCAGUCCUCAUGAGUCCCAUGCUUUCUUCAUAAUCAACGAGCAUGUGUCAGGCACUGAAUUAACAGUGGUCAGCUAGAAGACCAGACAGAGAAUUGAGCUUGAAUAAACUGGGAGUCACCAGCAGCUAUACUUGUGAAACCAGUCAUCUGUUCCAGUAAAGCUUUAUGCCAAAAACAAAAAAAAACAUUAUUAAUCCCGAAGGGGCAAGGAUCCAUGGACUUUUACCUACGAUAGAGCCAUGUUCUAGAAUUUUCUAUUUAAUCUCAUUAUAUGUUUCUGCUGUCCUUUUGAACUCCAUAUACCCAUGGUAAGCAGGUACAUGGUUACCUUCAGACAUGUUGAAGUUUCUCCUUGAUCCCUGACCACUAAAUCACAGUGUGACUUAUCAUUUUGUUAAAGACAACACAGAAAUAUAAUUUGUUGAUGACAGUGGUGAAGAUAGGGAAGAGAGAACAUAAAAUGUGGAUUAAAAGAGUAAUAUUUUAGUAAUUACUUAUCUGUAUGUACUAAAAUCUGUAUAAGUAGCCAUGUGAUUUUGUAUAAAAUUCCUUGGAGAUACAUAAUGACAAAAAUUCAUGAUUGAAAGAAUAACAAAAAAAAAUCGCAGAAAGAUGGGAUGGGAUGAACCAACUAAAUGUGAAAUAUUUAGAAAAAGUGAAAGAAAUUGGAGAAAAUGCAAUGAAAUAAUGUGUAUGAAUAAGACAAGAAAUUUGUACCUUGAAAGAGCAGGUAGAUGUUACAGUAAGCUGAAUAUGCUGAAUGGGAAACAUUAAUACUAAACACAAUUUUAUCAUCUUGGCAAUGAAAGAACAAGUGAAAUACCCAAAGGAAUGAAGUUCUGGAAAACUAGAAGGAAAUAAAAGCAAAGUAAUAAUGAAAUGAAGACGGGAAAUGAUGAGGGAAGUUUUGUUUUAAAAUACCUGAUAAUACUGGUAAAGCAAAACAAAGGAGCCUUGCGUAUCAGCAGGCCUUUCAUUUCUGGGAGCUGGGCCCAAGCCAGUUCAGAUUGAUGUGAUAAAAGAUUUGCUUGCUGGCUAGCUAUAGAGGUUCUCUGCCUAAAAAGAAUUUGGGCAGUCAAUCCAGUUCCUUAUCAGAAUAGCCCCACAGCAAAAAAACCUGUUCAGAACUGGUAUUAAAUUGGUAAGUAUCCAUUCAGACAUACGCAGGAAAAGCUGUUAUUUGGAAUACUAAAUGAGACACUGAUGCAUUAGAGACAGUAUAUUUCUCAAAGGUUGCAAUGUAUUGUACAGAGAUUCAUGCAAUCUUUGCCACAUCCAAAUUAUUCAACAAUUGGGAUUAUUUGAGACUGGAUGAUAAAGUGGGCAAAGCUCUCACUCCCAGUUCUAACAAAGUUCACAAAAAAGAAGAGAUUUGAAAUGAACACCUAAAAUAGCAGAAUAUAACUAAACCAAACACAGCAGAACUGAAACAAGAGCAGAAAGCAGAAAAAGAGCAAAAUCAUUUUUUAAAAAAUGACAAAAGACUUGAUGAAAGGAAUGAAGGAGGCCAAUUUGCUAAGGUGCAUUUUUCUUCAUGUUGGCUACUGUCGGAAUACUAUGCAAUUGCUGACGUGCAACCAUGUUUAAUUUGUGCCUUUUCAUUCAGAUAUUAGUCUCACUAAUUAAUGUCACUAUACUUCAAGGGCAGUAAUAAAUUUAAUACCUUUAGUGUAUCUACACUACAUUGUAUUGGUUUUAGAUUGGGUUUUAAUACCAUCAACCAACAGAAGUUGAAUAAUUAAACUGGAUUUUACUUGCUGCAUCUGAAAGAAAUCAGUCUUUUAAUUUACUAUAUUUUGAAAUUUACUUGUGGUGCCUUUAUGCAGAUAACCUGUCUUGAUAAAUAAUGUAUUUACAAGUUUAAAUAAGUUCUAGUAUUCUAACACAGUAGAAUAUCCAUCAGUAAUAUAUAAAUAUUAAUGCAGAUCUUAAUAUCUUAAUGCAGAUUCCAGUAUAAUUUUGUAAUUACAAAUUCAUCUUUGAAUUUUAACAAAAUAUGGAUCUUUAAGGAAUGUAGUGAGAAUAAUUAAAGUAAUUUACAAUCUUUAUAUAAAUUAUUGCACUGAAAGUGACCUGGAGUGAAAUGAGAAUGUUUUAACAAUAUAUUUGCAAUAGAGAGUGGCUGCAUACACCAGUAGACUUUACUCUGACCAGCAGUGGACUGAGACUAAACCAGUAGUAGGCAAAAUCAAGUUACCCAUGUAGAACCUAUUUCUUUUCUGUUACUUAUUAUCUAGAUCUGCAGGCAGCUGAGGUACCUACUUUAACCUUCAGAGACUUCUUAAAUUUAAAUACACAAAUAGGAACCCAACCUUAUUAGUAAAGAGGCUGCUCUGGCUUCUCUGCCAGGUGAAGGAAAGUUCAAAGCUCAAAGUAAAUUUAUUUUCAAAGUACAUAUAUGUCAUCAUAUACAACCCUGAGAUUCAUUUCCUUGUAUGCAUUCACAUUAAAUCCAAGAAACACAAUAGAAUCGACGAAAGACUUCAUCCAAAAGGAUGGACAAACAACGAAUGUGCAAAAGACAAAAAACUGUGCAAAUAAUAAAGAAAAAAUAAAUAAUAAUAAUAUUAAAUAAGCAAUAAAUAUCAAGAGCAUGAUAUGAAGUGUCCUUAAAAGUGAGUUCAUAGAUUGUGGGAACAGAUCAGUGAUGGGGCAAGUGGAGUGAGGCUAUCCCCUCUGGUUCAAGAGCCUGAUGGUUGAGAGGUAAUAACUGUUCCUGAACCUGGAGGUGUGGGUCUUGAGCCUCUCAUACCUGCAUCCCGAAGGCAGCAGCAAGGAAGGGAACAUGACCUGGGUGGUGAGGGUCCUUGAUGAUGGAUGCUGCUUUCCUGCGACAGCACUCCAUGUAGUUGUGUUCAAUGAUAAUUGAAAGUAAGAGUGAAAGUGAAACAUUUAUUCUUUCAGGGGAUAUAGGAGUCAGUCUUUAUUGCCAAUUGUUUUUAGUCCUUGACUUGAUUGUCUUACUUGACCAUUUGAUCGGAUAGUUAAGAGAUAACCACAUUGGUCUGAGCCUAGGGUCAUUAUAGGCAUGGAUAAGGACAACAGCAUGUUUACUUCUGUGAAGGACACUAGUGAACAAGGAAGUCAAAACAAAUGGUAUAAACUCAAUAUGCAGUGAGCUAACAAUUUUUUCCAGAUCUAUUUUAAAAUGGACUUAUAAACAAAGGUCCACACAUCAAAGUUGCUGGUGAAUGC